Patiria miniata (bat star) is the source of this 1154-nucleotide messenger RNA. RefSeq names its product ficolin-3-like. The record is from RefSeq and is a predicted model, not a curated record. NCBI's taxonomy places the organism in Eukaryota, Metazoa, Echinodermata, Asteroidea, Valvatida, Asterinidae. The coding region runs from base 27 to 1154 and encodes 375 amino acids. The transcript is spliced from 4 exons.
UUCAAUUUAGAAGUGGCCAUCAAGCCAUGGUAUCGGGCUGGAUCUUAUCUGCAUUGCUGACAACAUUAAUUGCUAUAGUGGUCAGUUCGGUCUCGGCCCGAGUCUGCACUCUGAUGAUUGACCUAGACUCCCGCAGUUGCGGACAGCGCAUGGGGAGAUUUGUUCUGCCACCGGGCGAUCCUUGCACCUGUACAGGGGUCAGACUGGGCGGUCAUUACCACCGCUUCGCACCUGAGAUGCAGGGGCAGGAUCCACCGUUGUAUAUGGACAUGCUGCCGGAGGUGACUGCUGAGGUCAUUCACUGUUGGUUCAACUGCACCUCGAGCAAACAGGAGGAGUCGACGCACGGAGUCACUGAAACCGCCCCAGAGUCGACUUCCAAAGCUGUCCCAGGAUCGACACCUGUCGUAUCGACUCCUGUUGACACGACACCAGUUAACGGCGCCACCACAGAGCCGACCGAGCAUCCAGCAGAUUGUCAAGAGAUCUUGGAUGCUGGUCAGAGCACUAGCGGUGUGUAUACUAUCCAGCACGGAGGCCAGAAUAUGCAGGUCUACUGCCGCAUGGAGCCGGGGAAAGGAUACAUAGUGUUUCAGAGACGCCUGGACGGCUCGGUGAGCUUCAACCGAACCUGGCAGGAGUACGCCGAGGGAUUCGGGGAUCUGCCUGGAGAGUUCUGGCUGGGCAACAAAAAGCUGCAAAGUCUGACGUAUAUCCCCGGACAACUGAGAUGGGAGCUGGUCAUCACUCUGAGGGCGUUUGAUGGGGAUGAGGCACGUGUUCGUUAUGGGGAAUUCAACCUAUUCCAAUUGGAGUACAAUUACCCGCUUAAUGUCUUUAGCUUCAGCGAGGAGAGCUGCGAAGAUGAAGUGCCUGCAGGUGAUUCACUAAGCGAUCACUCACGCGCAGAUUUCUCAACUCGAGAUGCUGACAACGAUAUAUCCUCCGGGGAAAACUGCGCUGAGAAAUUCCACGGAGGCUGGUGGUACUACCGCUGCGGAAGCGACAUCAGCUACCACUUCAAGAGCAACCUGAACGGCUUGUACUACAACAACGCAGCAGUCGAUGAUUACAUGGGGAUACAGUGGGUCACCUGGAAGGGUAAACAGGUCUCUCUCAAAGGCUGCGAAAUGAUGACGCGACGCAUACAAUAA